CAAUUCGUCGUUUUGCGAACCGCCUCCUGUGCUCCUCACUAGAACAGACAGAAGUUGAACAUCACAGGUUACAGUCGGUGAAAGGAGCUGGUGUCUGUCGUUGGAGAUCUUCAGGUGGGAUCGCCAAAGGACAUCUUGAAAGUGGGAAAUGUGUCCGGAGCAUCACUUAAAGUUUCAUUCGCAAGGAUGGAGGGACUGGACAUGUACACUGUGGAGUCUUCCCCUGUGAAACAAACUGUUUCCGUCUCAUCAGUCACUGAACAUCCUCUAAUCCAGAAGAAGGACCCGUUCACCAUGCUGGCCAGCCAGAUCCGCUCUAACACGUUCAAUAUCUCAUCCCUCUUGGAGGAAAAGAGCUUAGCAUUGGACAGAAAAAAUUGUCAGCCAAUCAACAUUCAGAUGGCACUUCUAGCCAAUCACUUGAGUUGUGACAAUCUGGGCAUAAAGACAUCAGAGGCCUUCACCAGGAAGACAGACCACCAUAAUUUCACGGGAGACCAAAAACAUCACGUCACAUCAGGAAGAAAUAAAGUUAGAGAUGACUCCCUUCGAAACAGGAAGUAUCCUUGCCCUCUGUGUGGGAAGCGCUUCCGGUUCAACAGCAUCCUGUCCCUGCACAUGCGCACCCACACUGGUGAGAAGCCGUUCAAAUGCCCAUACUGUGACCACAGGGCAGCACAGAAAGGCAACUUGAAGAUCCACCUGCGCACCCACCGCCUGGCCAUCCAGAGUAAGGGCUUAGGACACGACAGGGAGGAGAGCCAUCUUCUGCGGGAGCUGGAGCAGCGUGCCGUCACCAGAGAGAAGCAAGCAAACUGCACAAGCCCACCCAGCAGCACCGUCUUAAACUACAACUCCCAGAGUUCUCCAGGAGUUCUCUGCGAUGGGAAUCCGAAUCCAUCACAGUCCCGUCCACAUUCAGUUCCGUCUAUUCAGGAGCAGCCGCUCCCGAUCCAGCAGCAGAUCUUCCGAUGCGGGUUCUGCAAAGGAAAGUUCCGGAAGCAGGAGGAGUUGGAACGCCACAUUCGGAUCCUGCACAAGCCCUACAAGUGCACCUUCUGCAAGUUCGCCGCCGCCCUGGAGAGCGACCUGCUGCAGCACGUGGACAAAGUCCACGUCGUCUCGACGACGGCGACGCCGCCAUCCCCCCAGGUGGUGUUGCAAAAGGAUAUCAGCAAGGAGCAGAGUCCCACGCAAGCCUUCCGGUGCGAGGUGUGCGGCCAGGCGUUCAAGCAGGCCUGGUUCCUCAAGGGCCACAUGAGGAAGCACAAGAACUCGUACGAUCACAGCUGCGGUGUCUGUGGCCGCCGCUUCAAGGAGUCCUGGUUCCUCAAGAACCACAUGAAGGUGCACCUCAACAAGCUGGCCGCAAGAGGGACCCCGCCGGGACAUGGACGCGCGUAUGCCACCCACAUCGGCAACAAUCGAGAGAUCCCCUGCAGGCUUCAGUCACAGUUCAUCUCCAGGCUGCACAACGAGGUUCUCCUCGCCGUUCUCUCGGAGAGGCAGAAGGUUCUAGCGGAGGCAGGGAUUGAACUGAACAGCCAAAAGGUGCUGGAGAAACUCCUGCUGCCAGUAGCUGGACAGAAUCACAGUUUAGCGGCAGAGGACUCACAGCCAGUGGUCACAGACCUACCAGCAGAGAAGCCCUCACACUCGCAACCACCACACAAACCUUCUAAAGUGCUGAACGUGGACCAUGGGGGCCAUACGCAGGGAGAGGAGCUAGCUGUAGGGUUGUAUUCAUACGCAGACCAGCUGAGUAUGUUGCAAAAUGACAUAGAAAUCACUGAGAACCUCAUGAUGAGAGGUGAAGUGGACUGCUCGGCAGAAGACCCGGUACACAAUCAAGUGGUCAGCGGAAGCUGGCGUCCCGACAGAAGCAGCAGUAACGUGGGCUUCAGGACAGCGGUUUCCGGCCGCUGGGGAGGCUGGACGGGGCGGCCCAGCGAGUGCCCGGACUGCGGCCGAGUCUUCAGGACCUACCACCAGCUGGUCCUCCACUCGCGGGUACACAAGAAGCAGCGGCAGCUGAGGGGACAGGAAACUCCCUCCGGCUGGACGAUGCUGAACGGAGGCGGCGGUGCUCCCCAAGACCGAGCCCAGCUCCUAGCUGCCUUCAGCAAGCCAGGUGAACCACAAGGGUGCCGCGCGACAGAUGGUAAUGCUGCACCAGGAGACCCCCCCGCAGAGGACAAAUCCAGCCAAGCUUCCCCUCACUCCUUCAUUCCAUAUGCAGGUCAGGCUCCUCAGGCCAGAGGUGGCCCUGGUUGGAAGGAGUGCUCCGUGUGUGGGAAGAUCUUCCGUACGGCUCAACGCCUUAAGGUGCACAGCCGAAUCCACACAGGUGAGAAGCCGUACAAGUGUCCUUUCUGUUGCUACGCUGGCAGCCAGUUUACGUCCCUCAAGUAUCACCUGCAGCGUCACCACAAUCAGCCACCAACCCCCCAUCACCAUGGAGACGACCCCUGCAAACCCUGGGCACCAGGCACAGUCAGGGGGUGUGAUGAUGAUGAUGAUGAUGAUGAUGAUGACGACCCGACCCUGGAGCCACAGCAGGAACCCCUGGACCUGUCCAUCAAAAGGGAGGGCGGGGCUGAGACUGACCGAACACCCCCAGCCUCUCGCAGCCUCCAGCCUCCUCUCCGAGUGUCAUCUCUCCACCUGGCACCUCCUGCCACUUUCUCCAUCUUCUCCUCCCUCCCCUGCUCCUCUGCAGCCUCUCUCACAGCCUCCUCCACCUCCUCCUCCCCUUCCCUAACAGAGGCCAGUUCUCCUUUCAAUGUCUCCUCUUUAGUGCCGUCCUCUCUUUUCAACAAGCCUCCAUUUGUAUCCACCCUGGUGUCCACCUCUCCAUUUCCCACUCUCUACGGCUCCUCUCCGUUAAGUGUCUCUUCUGUCGGUUCUUCACCUCCUUUCUCGCCUCUCUAUCCAAACUCUCCCUACAGCCUUUCAAACAUCACCUCCUCCUCCUCCUUUAGCAGUUUCUCCCUCUUGCCGAACUCCUCGGUCAUCACCUCCCACAGAGCAGCUGCUUCCUCCUCCUGUGACUCCUGGUCUGAUGUCACUUCCUCUGUCUGUGCGUCUUCUCUCUGCGCCCCCGUCCAAACCAGCGCUCCCUCCUCCUCUCUCUCAGUGUCCCCCUCUCUCUCCACCUCCCCCUCUCUGUCGCUCUCUUCCUUCGCUCAGUUCAGCAGCAGCGCCCCUUUCUCUGUCUGCACCUCCCUUCCUGGUUUCACCUCCUCCUCCAGUCACCCCUCCCUCUGCUCCUCCUCUCUGGGUCAGGAGAAAGUGAACGGUUAUGGCGGUCCUAAGACGAUGAGGAUGGGCAGUGACCCGUUGGGAGCGGAUGAGAAAGAGGACUCCACCCCUGAAGAGGUGACCAAGGGAUCUGCUAGGUCCUCUAUGGGCCUACCUGAACUCCUAAUCUCACACUGGGGCAGAGACGCUAAACUGGACAACCCCGGGAAGGGGGAAGAUGCUGUCCUCUCUAGAUGCAGAGAAACUGGUUCAGUGGGAUUGUUUUCACAGAACGCUGGUCAUAGCCCACUGCCCUGCAUGGAUGUGGGAGGCCACGGGGUUGGGCUGAUAGUGUCCAAAUCUGGACAGGCAGCUUCACUAGAACACUGACACAUCCAAGUGUCUAUUCUGACUGAAAACAGGCGUCUACAGGUACUCAUGUGAGAAUACAGUUGAUUACAUUGUUGUUACAGUGAUUAUGAAGUAUAUGUUUAUUGUUAUGUUGGUGACUAUGAUGAUUAUAGUUGAAGAUGUGAUGAUGUUUGUGGUAAGAUAAUGUAUCUGGAUGAGUGGCACCCACACGGUAACCCAAAGGUGUCCAGAGAUCAGCAUGGCUAUCAGGUAAAAUGGUCCCUGCCUCACUGAUUUACACUUGGGAACUGGAUUUGUGUGAUUGUGUAUGUUACUUCUGCAUAAACCUUGCUGUAGGCAUCAGUGUGUACAGUAUAUGAGAGAAGACUGGGGCUUCUGGUCUGUAUUUGUGGAGCUCAAUAAAGAAUUUGUGUGGGUU
Alosa sapidissima (American shad) is the source of this 4030-nucleotide messenger RNA. Its product is annotated as zinc finger protein 536-like. Gene Ontology annotation, biological process: regulation of DNA-templated transcription. The record is from RefSeq and is a predicted model, not a curated record. The transcript has 4 exons. Gene Ontology annotation, cellular component: nucleus. Gene Ontology annotation, molecular function: RNA polymerase II cis-regulatory region sequence-specific DNA binding; DNA-binding transcription factor activity, RNA polymerase II-specific. Bases 187 to 3630 code for a protein of 1147 amino acids. Lineage: Eukaryota; Metazoa; Chordata; Actinopteri; Clupeiformes; Clupeidae.